Grus americana (Whooping crane) is the source of this 4967-nucleotide messenger RNA. It is a transcript of the gene CPEB3, whose product is annotated as cytoplasmic polyadenylation element binding protein 3. Bases 497 to 2584 code for a protein of 695 amino acids. Gene Ontology annotation, molecular function: translation factor activity, RNA binding; mRNA regulatory element binding translation repressor activity; mRNA 3'-UTR binding. Gene Ontology annotation, cellular component: nucleus; cytoplasm; synapse. The transcript has 11 exons. NCBI's taxonomy places the organism in Eukaryota, Metazoa, Chordata, Aves, Gruiformes, Gruidae. The record is from RefSeq and is a predicted model, not a curated record. Gene Ontology annotation, biological process: negative regulation of cytoplasmic translation.
GGGAACUUCAGCACCCGGCCCGGCACCCUCUGUAGCGGCUGCCACCCUUCCCGCUGCCGACCAGGUUCCUGAGGGCCUGAAGGGGUGGGGGAGUGGGAAGGGCUCUCGCGCUACCGCCCGCCUCCUCGCGCAGCGACCGUUGUGCUCCGCGUCUGGUGAGGGGAGCGGCGCAACCCCCGUCCCGCCGCCGGCUGUCCCUCACGGGGGGAGGGAGGGAGGGAGAGACCAGGCCGCCUCCUCCUCUGCCAAUCUACCCGCUCACGCAGGGUGUGGGGGCCCCCUCAGGGAAGAAGCAACCUCCUGCGCACCCCCGCCAUUCCCUCGCCUGCCGAACAGGUGUAGGCGGCUCCCGCCCCCUGCUCGGCCGGCCUCCUCGGAACCUGCCCUUGGGGCGGAGAGGCCUGAGGGGAGAGAGGACCUUGCCGGGUGCCUCCCCCGGCUAGUCUGCGGACGAGGACGGUGUCGAGCACGGCGGCAGGGAAAUUAAUCCGUUGCUAUGGGUUUAUUGGCAAUGACAAGCACCCGGCGCCCUUCUGCGCAAACCAUGCAGGAUGAUUUACUGAUGGACAAAAGCAAAGCCCAGCCCCAGCAGCAGCGGCAGCAGCAGCAGCAAGAUCCAAACUCAGCAGAAGCCCCCUCUACACCUAUCUCGUCGGAGACACCCAAACCAGAAGACAACAGUUCAGUGACUAGUAUCGGCACAUCAGCUCCUUCCCAAAAUAGCAAGGAGAAGAUGCAGAUGGAGUCUCCCAUUUUGCCUGGCUUGAGCUUUCACCAGCCUCAACAAGAACCUGCAGCCGGCACCUCCUUGUCUCCCUCCUUCGGCAGCACCUGGUCUACAGGGACCACAAACACAGUGGAUGAUAGCUUUUUCCAAGGGAUUACCCCAGUCAAUGGGACAAUGCUUUUCCAGAAUUUUCCACACCAUGUCAACCCUGUAUUUGGUGGCACUUUCUCGCCUCAAAUUGGCCUAGCUCAGACUCAACAUCACCAACAUCAGCAGCAGCAGCAGCAAGCGCAGCAGCAGCAGCAGCAGCGGAGGUCACCUGUAAGCCCUAAUCAGGCACCUUUUGCUCAGAGAAAUGCUGCUUACAGCCAUCAGCCCAUCAUGACCAGCAAACCGUCUUCCUCUUCUGCCUCCUCUUCUUCCUCCUCCAGCUGGAAUAACCAUCAAAAUGCAGCUUGGAGUACACCUUCCAACCCUUGGGGUGGGCUGCAGGCUGGUAGGGACCCUCGAAGGGCAGUUGGAGUGGGGGUCGGUGUGGGAGUGGGUGUCGGCGUACCCUCCCCCCUCAAUCCCAUUUCACCCCUUAAAAAACCGUUCUCCAGCAAUGUCAUUGCCCCUCCGAAGUUCCCACGGGCUGCACCCUUAACCCCCAAAUCCUGGAUGGAAGACAACGCGUUCAGGACGGACAAUGGCAACAAUCUGUUGCCUUUUCAGGACCGGAAUAGGCCCUAUGACACUUUUAACUUGCACUCUUUGGAAAAUUCCUUAAUGGAUAUGAUAAGGACUGAUCAUGAGCCUCUGAAAGGUAAACACUACCCUCCCAGUGGCCCACCAAUGAGUUUCGCUGAUAUAAUGUGGAGGAAUCAUUUUACAGGUCGUAUGGGAAUAAACUUCCAUCAUCCAGGAACAGACAAUAUUAUGGCUCUUAAUACCAGGAGCUAUGGGCGGAGAAGAGGUCGGUCUUCACUCUUUCCUUUUGAAGAUGGCUUCCUAGACGACAGUCAUGGUGAUCAGUCUUUAUCAUCGGGUCUCAGCUCUCCAACACGCUGUCAGAAUGGUGAAAGAGUGGAACGCUAUUCUAGAAAAGUGUUUGUUGGAGGUCUUCCUCCUGACAUUGAUGAAGAUGAGAUCACUGCCAGCUUUCGUAGGUUUGGACCUCUUGUGGUGGACUGGCCUCACAAAGCUGAAAGCAAGUCAUAUUUUCCACCUAAAGGUUAUGCCUUUCUGCUGUUCCAGGAAGAAAGCUCUGUACAAGCUCUGAUAGAUGCCUGUCUGGAAGAAGAUGGGAAACUUUACCUGUGUGUGUCAAGUCCCACAAUCAAGGAUAAACCAGUGCAAAUUCGACCUUGGAACCUAAGUGACAGUGACUUUGUGAUGGAUGGGUCUCAGCCUUUGGAUCCAAGAAAAACUAUCUUUGUUGGAGGAGUUCCACGGCCCCUCCGAGCUGUUGAAUUGGCAAUGAUUAUGGACCGUUUAUAUGGAGGUGUCUGCUAUGCUGGCAUUGAUACAGACCCAGAGUUGAAGUACCCAAAAGGCGCUGGCAGAGUGGCUUUCUCCAAUCAGCAGAGCUAUAUUGCUGCCAUCAGUGCUCGCUUUGUCCAGCUCCAACAUAAUGACAUUGAUAAACGGGUGGAAGUGAAGCCAUAUGUGCUGGAUGAUCAGAUGUGUGAUGAAUGCCAGGGCACUCGCUGUGGUGGAAAAUUUGCUCCGUUCUUUUGUGCCAAUGUUACCUGUUUGCAGUAUUACUGUGAAUACUGCUGGGCAAGCAUACACUCUCGUGCUGGGCGAGAGUUCCACAAACCACUGGUAAAGGAGGGAGGUGACCGGCCCCGCCACGUCCCAUUCCGCUGGAGCUGAACCCCAGGCCUCACCCAGAACAAGUACUGGAGUAGUAAAAUCGAAUGAAAAGAGAGCGCUGCCUCAGGGCUUAGUGUUCUGGAAAUCUGUGCAUUCGUCCUCGACUUUAAUGAAGAUAUGGGUCUUUUUAUUACUAUUAUUAUUAUUUACAGUCACAUUACUGAACUCAGUGUCCAGUAUAAUACAAACCGGCAGAGUGUAACUGUACUGAUUUUGCACUUUGAUUCACACAAACAUCUGCUUGGUACCUUAAUUUCCUACACAAGACUUGUCACUAGUGACAUUAUGUAGACUGCCAUUCUCAUCAGCCUUCACUGGGUUGAUGUGUAUGUGAUGAAGAUUUUUUUAUUAUAAUUAGAAUUAUUUUUAUUUUUAAACUGGAGCAUGCACUUAUUUUCAGAAAUUUAGACUUGCCCCUAGCAGAUGACUUACCAAAGGUAAUAUUCACAAGUAGGUGGCAGAUGUAGCAAAAACUUAAACAGAUAUUCAGCAAUCAUUAGUUUGGGUCAUUCAGAGUAGUAAUAACCCUUAAAGAAAAUAAGACUUUAGUUGCUCUCCAUUUUGACUUGUAAGGAUUAUACCUCAUAAGCUGGAUCAGACUUUUUUCUUUUGUUUUGCAGAGGGUUUUUUUUGUUUGUUUUGUUUUUGUUUUGGUUUGGUUUUUGUUAGGUCUUUUAGUGUUAUGUAAAUGUAUGCUGCAAUAGCUUUUGCUGCUAUUAAAAUGGUAUUACUAAUACCAUAAUACUCUAUUCAGGCUAGGGUAUCAAUUAAAAAAUGAAUAUGUGAUUAAAAUAGUGAUGGCUGCUGAAAGGAGAUCAGUAUAGCAUACAGAAAAGCUUCCAAGGAAGGUCAAUACUUUUUGACUGCAUGUUUACUUAAUCAGGUUGCUGCAUGCAAUAAAUUUUAUAUACAUCUAAUAUAAAACUGCCCACAAUGCACAAAUUAUGAAUCUACGUAGGCUACAAAGUACUCAAUAACAAAAAAAAAAAAAUGAUUACUGACUGGAGGAAGGCAUGCCUCAGUAAAUGUAAUGCUUCUGAAAUUAGGAUCAGCCCAUUACAGAUGACCUAUAUUACAACAAAUAUAAAAACUAGCUGUAGGAUAUUCUUAAAACAAAUUUGUGGAUGGUAGAUGAAGUACUUUGCGGUGCUCUGUUAUAUAUCGUGCAAUUUAUUUUAUAUAGUAAAGUGAUUAUGUCUAGUACUGUGAUCAAACGUAACUGUUAAAGCCUCUGUAUCCAACAUUAACACAUUUUUGACAGUUCAUAACAGGUACAUAGAAAGAAAUGAGCUCUUAGUUACAAUCUCUCUCCUAAUGCUUGCAUCAUUUAUGUAGCUGCAGACCUUGUCCAGAAAACCAAAGAGCUCAUGCUAGCAUACAUACACUACCGAUUAGAUAGUCUGUCAAACUAAUAAACUAGGCACAUUUAAGAAAGUCAGGAAAAAAAGUGGUGCUAAAGAAAUGUCUGCAUAUAAAAGCAAGAUGAGAUGUCUGCUCUGUGGAUGUGGCGUUAUCUCUCUAAUCCCUGGAUGUAUCCUGUGAAGCUUGAAUACAAUUAAGACCUGCUAACACAGUGGACAUUUUUUUAGCAUGAACUAUGGGGCUGCAGAUAGCAUAUAAAUAUAAACACACUUGGUAUACUAAUGAUUGUGCAAAUGUGUACACUAUUUUUUUCUUUUUCCUCCUUUGUUUUUGCAGUUCUGGGGACAAUCUGACUGGAUAUGACACCGCAUAGUAGAUUUAAAUGUUCUGGGUUUUGUUUGUUGUGAUGUCCUUGUUUGUGUCUAAUUUAGUAAGUUGUUUUUUCCCAAUGUUUAGUUGCGAGUAUUGGCUUUGAAAGGAUUUUUUUCUGUUUUUGGAAAAAAAAAUAGUUUUUUACUGGUUUAAAAUGCUUAUUAUAAUUAUCCCUUUUGAAGUUACUUCUGGGCGUUAUUGUGAUAUUGCUUUUCCCAGCCCAGGUGUCUUUUUUCUGUUUUUUUCAUCUGUACAAGACAUUUUGUUAUGCACUACUUUUUGUAUCUAGACAGUUUUCAACAGUUGGCUGAUGAUUUUUUUUAAAGAAAAAGGCAUGCUUUCUGACUGACAUGAUCUUUUGCAAUACCUCAAUUUUGAAAUAUAGGAAAGAAAAUGAUAUUUUCUAAGUAAGUUUAUUCAGAAAAAUAUAUAUUAAUUUAAUUCUGCAAGAAAAAUGAUUUAACAGAUGGGUAACUUUAUUUUUUUCAUGCUUAUUUGAGUUUUUUUGAAAAUGAAGAAGUUAAAGCUUUAUAACUGUAAUAUUAAAGAUCAUAGCUAACCUACAGAAAUCUACCUAAUUAUGUGAAAGAAGUAAACCUUUUUGAAGAAAUACCCCUCUUUCACGUAGAAAAAUACCCCCAGAGAGAAA